AUGAGUCAAGCGCAAAAUGCAACAGGUUAUGGGCCCAGAAGAGAUAUUCCUGGGAGAUAUGGGAGACUUUUGUUCGAUGGAGAUGAGAGAAAGUACGAGCAAUGGGAAAUUAAAUUCCUUGGCUACAUGCGAUUGCAAAAGUUGAGAGAUACAAUUGUGGCAUCCGACGAAGAUGAGGUUAGUGACGAUAAGAACGCAGAAGCUUUCGCGGAACUUAUCCAGUUUCUUGAUGAUAAAAGCCUCUCACUGAUUAUGAGAGAUGCUGUUGACGAUGGGCGAAAAGCAUUGAAAAUCCUAAGAGGACAUUAUGCUGGAACUGGUAAGCCAAGAAUCAUUUCGUUGUAUACUGAACUUACAUCCUUGGUAAAAUCACCGCAUGAAACGGUUACUGACUAUGUUAUAAGGGCAGAAACUGCAGCGGCAGCCCUCAAAAAUGCUGGUGAGAAUGUAACUGAUAGUCUUUUGAUUGCUAUGGUUUUGAAAGGUCUACCAGAAACUUUCAAGCCCUUCACUGUAGUAAUAACGCAAAAUGAAAAGAAACAAACAUUUAGUGACUUCAAAGCAGCAUUACGAAGUUUUGAGGAGACCGAACAAGCUAGAGCAAGCAAUUCUACUGAGGGAGACUCGAUUUUGCAGACAAUUAAUAGACAUAAACAAGAUUCAUUCGGUAUAAAGGGCAAGAAACUUUGCUAUUCUUGUGGCCAACCAGGUCAUUUUGCUCGUCAGUGUCCAAAUAAAGAGAAACCCAAGAACAAAUUGUGGUGUAAAACUUGCCACAGUUCCACACACAAUGAUAACACUUGUCGUAAAAAUAAAAAUAAAGGCAAAAGCGAGAACAAUAAAGCUAACAAAGCUUUGAAUGUUGAGCAGGGAGAACAUUCAUUUGCCUUCCAGAUUAAAGCACAGCAGGGUGUUAGCAAGAUAAAUGUAGAACUCCCGAGCAAACUUCUGGUGGCUUGUGGUGCAACUACCCAUAUUAUUACUGAUCAAUCCAAGUUUCCAGCUUUGACCAAACAUUCAGACCAGAAUCACAUUACAUUGAACUAGCUGAUGGGACUCGAUCAAAUAAUGUUGCACUCAAGAGAGGAAAUGUGAACUUGCCUAUCACGGAUUCUAGAGGAAGAUGUGUCAAUGCCUCAUUAAAGAAUGCUCUGUACAUACCAUCAUAUCCUCAGGACAUAUUUUCAGUACAAGCUGCCACUGAGAAAGGUGCUAGUGUUAUUUUCCAUCCGCAGUCGGCAGAGCUAAUCAGCAAAGAUGGUACAAAGUUUAAUAUUGAGAAGCAUGGUAAACUAUACUAUUUACAUGUAGGACCACAUAGUGAUAUAGAAAACUCUGACUCAGUAAAUUAUACUAGUGAUUUAAAGGGCUGGCAUGAAAUACUUGGUCAUUGCAACUAUGAAAAUGUAGUGAAGAUCCAAGAUGUAGUUGAUGGCAUGAAGGUAAGUGAUAGUAGUAGUAAACCAGAUUGUGAUACUUGUGUUUUAGGGAAAAUGACUCAAAGUAGGAAUAGAAAUCCCGAUGUUCGAUCUAAAGCCCCUUUAGAGCUUGUGCACACUGAUCUUGCUGGUCCAGUUGACCCUAUGUUAAAGGAAGGAUUUAGAUAUACUAUAGCUUUCACUGAUGAAUAUUCAGGUGCUGUGUUUGUGUAUUUUCUUAAAAAUAAGAGUGAUACUGUCGAGGCCACAAAGAAAUUCCUAGCUGAUUCUGCCCCAUAUGGAAAUGUUAAACGAUUAAGGUCAGAUAAUGGUGGUGAAUUUAUUUCCAAUAAAUUUAAAUCUCUUCUAAGUGAAAACAAAAUAAAACACGAGACCUCAGCACCUUACUCGCCUCACCAGAAUGGGACAGCUGAGCGUCAUUGGAGGACCCUAUUUGAGAUGGGUAGAUGUAUGCUUAUUCAGGCAAAUCUAGGUAAAGUGCUAUGGCCAUAUUCAAUUAUGGCAGCCGCAUACAUCAGGAAUAGGUGCUACAAUAAUCGCCUAAAGCAAACACCCUAUUUUGCUCUUACUGGUCGAAAGCCAAACUUAGCAAAUAUGAGAGUGUUUGGCAGUGUAUGUUAUGCUUAUGAGCAGGAUAAGCAAAAACUAGAUUCCCGGUGCAAAAAGGGUAUUUUCGUGGGUUUUGAUAAGGAUAGCCCUGCUUACUUAGUGUACUUUUCAGAAACUGGAAAAGUACUCAAGUACAGGGUAGUGAAAUUCACUACAAAGAAUGUUAGUGAACAGGAAACCCAAACCGAGGACACAUCAAGUGUUGAUUUUAGGAUGUCCCAGGACAAUAAUGGUCCAUGUAAUUCCUCGGAUGUUCAGAACCCAGGGCCCACCCAUGAAGGCCCUUGCCAACAGACCGAGGAGUCUGAUGAACCUGAUCAACAGACUGAAGAGUCUGAUGAGAGUAAGGCAGAUAUGAAUUUACAAUCUGAUGAUGGUAUAGGUCACUCACGACGUGAAAGAAAACCCCCAUCAUAUCUUAGUGAUUAUAUUACAAAUGUCCAAAUUGGGACAGAUCAGGUAUCGGGCGAUGUUGAUUACUGUUAUAAGGUAUCAGGUUUUCCAGAAACAUAUCAGGAAGCUAUAGAAUCUCCUGAUGCAGAGCUUUGGAAAGCUGCAAUGAGGGAGGAAAUGAAUUCUCUAAAUGAGAAUAACACAUUUACUUUAACAGCAUUGCCAGAGGGUCGGCAAACAGUGGGCGGUAGAUGGGUGUACACCAUCAAGGAAAGCCCAAGCAUGGCUAAAAGAUAUAAAGCCAGAUAUGUGGCAAAAGGUUAUAGUCAAAUAAAAGAUAUUGACUAUCACGAAACUUUUGCUCCAACUGCAAAUCUAACAACAAUCCGAGCUUUAAUGCAAAUUGCUGCAAAGCAGGAUUUAAUUUUACAUCAAAUGGAUGUAAAAACUGCGUAUCUCAAUGCUCCCAUUGAUUGCGAGAUAUACAUUGAGCAGGCUGAAGGUUUUGAAACCCCUUCCAAUUCUGGAGAGAAAUUGGUAUAUAAGUUGAACAAAUCUUUGUAUGGUUUGAAGCAAUCCGGACGGAAUUGGAAUAGCAUGUUGCAUAAGUAUUUAAUCGAAAACAAUUUUGUGCAAAGUAAUGUUGAUCACUGUUUGUAUAUCAAACACGUUGAAGGCAAACUCGUGAUCAUACUCGUGUGGGUUGAUGAUUUGAUCAUUGCUGCGAGAAAUGAUAUCUUAAUGUCUGACACAAAGCAAAUGUUGAAAGAUAAAUUCCACAUGAAAGACCUAGGGAGGCUUUCAUAUUUCUUAGGUAUUGAUUUUAAGCAAGGGGUAGAUUAUGUUAGAAUGAACCAAAGAAAGUAUUUGGUAAAGCUGCUGGAGAAAUUUGAAAUGUCUAAUUGCAAACCUCGUACUACCCCUUCAGAGCAAAAAUUAGAAUGUGACGGUGAAAAUCUUACUGACCCUAGGAGGUAUCGUGAGCUUAUUGGUAGUUUGAUUUAUGCAAUGACAUGCACUCGACCUGAUAUAUGUUGGAUAAUAACGACAUUAUCACAGUAUUUGUCGAGACCUCUUAAAGAACAUUGGAUUGCUGCUAAGCAUGUAUUGCGAUAUUUGAAGGGUACUCUUGAUUAUGAGUUGUCUUACAGGAAGUGUGAUGACGAUCUUAGGUUGAUUGGUUAUAGCGAUGCUGAUUGGGCUUCUUCCACCCACGACAGACGAAGUAUUAGUGGGUACUGUUCUAGUUUAACUAAGACUGGGCCUUUGAUUUCUUGGAAAUCAAAUAAGCAACGUACCGUUGCCCUUUCAUCCUGUGAGGCAGAAUAUAUGGCUUUAGCUGCAACAGUACAGGAAGCCUUAUACCUAGCGCAGUUAUUAGAUGAGAUUAUUGAAAUUUGUAGUCCAGUUCAGAUUUAUGAGGACAAUCAGGGUACGAUUGCUUUAUCUAAAGAUCCUGUCAAUCGUCAGAGAUCUAAACAUAUUGAUAUCCGAUAUCAUUUUAUUCGUUCCACCAUAAACGCAGGUAAGGUAAUUGUAAAUUAUUGUUCUACUACUGAUAUGAUAGCAGAUAUAAUGACAAAAGCAGCUCCACGUUGCAAAUUACAAAAAUUUAAAAACUUUAUAUUUGGCGUUUAA
This is a messenger RNA of Paramuricea clavata, 4079 nucleotides long. The record is from the annotation of a GenBank genome assembly. NCBI's taxonomy places the organism in Eukaryota, Metazoa, Cnidaria, Anthozoa, Malacalcyonacea, Plexauridae.